This is a messenger RNA of Necator americanus (New World hookworm), 366 nucleotides long. RefSeq lists its product as uncharacterized. The record is from RefSeq and is a predicted model, not a curated record. Bases 1 to 366 code for a protein of 121 amino acids. The transcript has a single exon. Lineage: Eukaryota; Metazoa; Nematoda; Chromadorea; Rhabditida; Ancylostomatidae.
AUGUUGACCACGAAAAAGCAACGCAUACGCACUACGCAGUGGUGUGACAUAUUAAAGAAAAACGUUUGGUUAGCCCAGACCACCGGCCACCGACGCUUUGCAUGCGACGGUGGGCACAGGCGACCGGAAGCCAGGAUCAUUCGGUGGAUCCGUGGGCGAGUUGCAGGGAGCGGAGCCGCCGACAGAGGACAAUGUGCGGAUCGCAGCCGAAAAGACGAAAGCGCUAAAAUGCUGAAGGGGACGGAAAAAGCGGAAGGGAGAGAGGGAAAUCCGAAGGUCCUGGCAGAUGGUCCGGCGUUAUCGGAAAGAGGAAGUGGAGCGGUGAAACCGAAAGAGGGAGAGAGGAAGCCGAAGGUGGACGGGUAA